Syngnathoides biaculeatus (alligator pipefish) is the source of this 2640-nucleotide messenger RNA. It is a transcript of the gene slc5a8, whose product is annotated as solute carrier family 5 member 8. Gene Ontology annotation, biological process: sodium ion transport; propanoate transmembrane transport. The transcript is spliced from 17 exons. Gene Ontology annotation, cellular component: membrane. NCBI's taxonomy places the organism in Eukaryota, Metazoa, Chordata, Actinopteri, Syngnathiformes, Syngnathidae. Bases 81 to 1916 code for a protein of 611 amino acids. Gene Ontology annotation, molecular function: organic acid:sodium symporter activity. The record is from RefSeq and is a predicted model, not a curated record.
UGGGGUUUUUCCCCCCUCAGUCGACCAUUGUUUUUUAAAUCACAAAGUACAAAACUUUUUCCAUUUUUAUUUGUAUUAAAAUGUCAUUAGCCCCCAUGGUCGGGGCCUCUUUUGCGGCUGCAGACUACGUGGUGUUUGCUUUCAUGCUGGCAGUCUCCGCCGCCAUCGGAGUCUACUACGCCUGGACGGACCGGGGCCUGAGGAGCUCGGACGACUUCCUGACGGGCGGACGUCGGCUCACUGCUCUGCCCGUCUCCUUGUCCCUGACCGCCAGCUUCAUGUCAGCCAUCACGGUGCUCUCCAACCCCGCUGAGGUGUACCGUUAUGGAGCCAGCAUUGUAUUUUACGGUCUGUCCUAUUUCAUAACCAUGGUGGUAACGUCCGAGGUGUUCCUGCCAGUUUUCUACAGGCUGUCCAUCACCAGCACUUACGAGUACCUGGAACUGCGUUUUAGCCGAGCGACCCGUCUGCUGGGAACCCUCCUCUUUAUUGUGCAGACGAUCCUUUACACGGGCAUUGUCAUUUACACCCCGGCCCUGGCUUUAAACCAAGUCACCGGGAUGGAUCUUUGGAGUGCGGUGAUUUCCACGGGCGUGGUGUGCACCUUUUACUGCACUAUGGGCGGGCUCAAAGCGGUGGUCUGGACGGACGUUUUUCAGGUCGGUGUCAUGCUUGCGGGCUUCCUGUCGGUCAUCAUCCGCUGCGUGGUCCUCAAAGGUGGAGUCGGACCCGUUGUUACAGAUUCCCUGCAUGGAGGGAGGCUCGACUUUUGGGACUUUGACCCCAACCCACUGAAGAGACACACUUUCUGGACCGUGACCUUCGGAGGGACGUUCGUCUGGGUCAGUAUUUACGGCAUCAACCAGGCCCAGGUACAACGCUACAUCUCCUGCAGGAGCAUCACCCACGCCAAACUAUCGUUAUUCAUCAACCUGAUGGGUCUGUGGUGCAUCCUGCUGUCCUCGGUGUUCGCCGGAAUGUGCCUCUAUUCAGUGUAUAAGAACUGCGACCCGUGGACCAUGGGCGUGGUUUCUGCUCCGGAUCAGUUGAUGCCAUAUUUGGUGAUGGAUAUCCUGGGAAACUACCCCGGCCUGCCUGGGCUUUUUGUCGCAGCAGCUUACAGCGGCUCACUAAGCACGGUGUCAUCCAGCAUCAACGCGCUCGCCGCAGUGACUGUGGAGGACCUGAUCAAACCGCACGUGCGGGUGCCCGAGAAGAAGCUCUCCUGGAUCUCAAAAGUCCUGAGCUUUUUAUAUGGUGCUUUAUGCAUCGGGAUGGCGGGACUGGCCUCGCUCAUGGGCGGAAUAUUACAGGCCACCAUCAGCAUCUUUGGGGUCAUUGGCGGUCCCUUACUUGGGCUUUUCUCACUUGGUAUCCUUUGUCCUUUUGCCAAUUCCAAAGGAGCCUUGUCGGGUCUGGCGUCGGGCCUCGUCGUGUCGCUUUGGGUGGCCAUCGGCGCCCAGAUUUACCCCCCGCCUCCUGCCCUGAGUCGACCCCUGCCCCUCACCACUGAGGGCUGCAACCUCACCGCCUCGGACAGCCUCAACCGGAGCGCCACGGCGUCGCCCACUCACACGAGCCACAUUACUUCCUCCGCUGCGCAGCUCGGCCAUGGCGGGAAUCUGCUGGCAGAUAACUGGUACUCCCUGUCCUACCUUUACUUCAGUCCCCUUGGAACCAUCACAACCAUCACGGUGGGCCUGCUCAUCAGCCUCGUCACAGGAGGUUGGAAGCGCAAAGUGGAAUCACGGCUUACUUUGAUGAAAACGGACACAACUCUCUUUUGCAUAGUCAAGGCACUCAAGGACAGGUUAACGACAAGAGCUGCCAAGCCUGACCCGACACAAGGCGAAAAAAAGCACCCCGGGAACAUUAAUCCGGCUUUUUGUGACAUUGAGUUGGACUACAUGAAAUGAAAUAUGCCUACACGAGAUCCAUGUAGGAUUCUGUCACACGUGUCAUUCCCGAUCAGCGUUUCCUAUAUAGCAUAAUUUCUGGACUAUAAGCCGCACCUGAUCAUAAGCCUCACUGAGUACAUUUUUAAAGGAAAAACCCUUUUGUAUAUACAUAAGCCACACCUGUGUAUAAGGCGCAUGUGCCCACAUUGAAACAUGAGAUAUUUACAAAGAAGUUCAGGCCACCUGCUUUGAUUACCUCUGAAAGCAAUUUUUUUCGUCUUUUUACAUUACUCCAGUUCUUCCCGCUGCAGUUUCCAGCGUCUCGAUUCAUUUAUGCCAAGUUUACGUGCAGCAGCUGUUUCCUUCUUUAUUGGCCAGCUCGAUUGCUUUGAACUUGAAAGCUGCGUCAUAUGCAUUUCUUCUUGCAUUUUCCAUGGUGAGGGUCUGUUCACGUUAAUCUUAUUCAUGCACAAAGUGCGAAGUUACAUUAAACUUGCAUCUCACUCUUACCAUUUCUGCUCGAGCGCCCCUGGCGGCCGUUAGAAAAAAAAAAAUGCAUAAAUUAGCCACAUCAUUGCAUAAACUGCAGGGUUGAAAGCGUGCGACAAAAGUCGCGGUUUAUAGUCUGGAAAUUCCGGUAUAUGAAAACAAUGAUCUCAUCUCUUUUUUUUACGUUACUCUGUGAAAUCUGGGCACGUUUAGUUGAACACAAAACUCUUAUUCUGUUGCCAAAAUGGAAAUA